Petromyzon marinus (sea lamprey) is the source of this 9136-nucleotide messenger RNA. NCBI's taxonomy places the organism in Eukaryota, Metazoa, Chordata, Hyperoartia, Petromyzontiformes, Petromyzontidae. The record is from RefSeq and is a predicted model, not a curated record.
UCCUCCUCCUCCCCGCGUCUGGCCCCGCCCCGUGCUCCGCCAUGAGGCCGCCCCCCGCACCCCGCGUAUCCGCGCCGCGUUGAGGUCGAGCGGCCCGAUCCAGGAGGACCCAAGAGCAGGGAGCGAGGCCCGGGCCCUCGGGGCCGCGAUGUCUGGCGGCGGCGGCGGCGGGGACGAGGAGGACGAGGAUUCCCUGGCCCAGCUCAGGUCUCGCUGGGAGCUCCCGGCCAUCGCGCACUUCUGCUGGCUUUUCCGCGACGCCUUCGCACUCCCGGCCGCGGCCAUCGAGGAUGUGGAGGGCGCUUUGCUGAGGAACGAGACGGAGUUUGAGGAGGAGCUGCUGGUCGCGCUGCUCCAGGGCUGCUACCAGCGGCGUGACAUCACGAGAGAAAAUUAUGGCUAUUACCUCCACGACAUCGUGCGGCAUCGCUGGGAGCUGGAAGAGGGCCGGGAGAAUCCCCUGGAUGCUGAUGGAGCGGACCGUGUGUUUCUGGAGCUACCCUUGCGCACACGUGUCACGCUGCUGCAGCGGCUAUGCGAUUACCGGCUGGACGCCGCUGACGUUUACGACGUUCUCAAGGGUUGGGAGGCCGAGAGUCUUCGUCUUUGUCCGAUUGGUGAGGACUCCACCGGCGCUCUCUAUUGGUACUUCUACGGCACGCGGCUUUACAAGGAGGAGCCACCACCGCCGCCACCGCAACCUGUGGCCGCCGGCCGGGGCAAGCGGGGCAGGCGAGGGGGCCAGCGAGGGGCCCAGCGUCGGGGCCGGCACUUAGGGCAGUCCGAGUGCAAGAGAGAAGGCCGGCAAUUGGGCCGGCCGGUGGGAAAGAAGGGGUCAAGGAAAUUAAAACAGCGAGAAAAGAAGAAGACCAGGAGAGGUGAUGGGAAGAGGGGGAGACGAGGGCGUGCCUCCCGGGCAGACACCGGCCGGGAGCAACAAGAGGGCGCACACAGCGCCCGCGAUUGGAGGUUCGUCCUGGCUCCCUCUGCCUCACCCAGGGCUCUUCAUCUGCGCGACAGUGCACCGGAUAACGCAUGUUGGCCAGCGACACUCCUCUGGAGAGCGAUGCUGACUCGGAGCACUCUGACUGGAGGGAGACGACCAGAGCCAAACCGCGCGCAUCGCAAGCGGAAGAACUCUGCGUGCACGUGUGCAGGACCUGUGCCCAUGGCUCGUCUCGGCGCCUGGUCCCUGGUGUGCGAGUAUCUCCCCGAGUGGCAGGCGCUCGCUGAUUCCUUGCAGCGCAGCCGCUCUUUCAAGGAGCGCCACCUCUACCGUACGCUGGUCGGGUCUCUCAUUCCCCACGUGACGGCCACUGCCGCCGAGAAGGAGAAGACGCUGCACAAGCAGUUGCUGGAGAUGGCUCCUCGCCGUGCAUCUGACCGUCUCACCGUCAAACGUGUGCAGCAGGAGGAGGAGGACCGACUGUUGGCCAUCCGCGAGGUGGAGCAGGAGAAGGAGCGAGAGCGGCGGCGCGCCGAGCGGGAAAUUAGGAAAGCUGAGAGACGUCGCAGGGAGAAGGAAGGGCGGCCUCACCAUAAACACCGGCGAGAGGAGCAGUUCCUUGUGGAGUCACAGGGACAGAAGCCAGUUCCAGAACUCGGUGACACGGGCUCCCAACCCGUGUCCGUCACUCCACAUCCCCUAGGAGACACGUUUGAACUGGAUGAGGAAUAUAUAUCCAUGUUUAAAGUGCUCGAGGCCGUGAAGGCGCACAAGGAUGCAUGGCCAUUUCUGGAGGCUGUGGACGAGGCCUAUGCUCCGCACUACUACGACAUCAUCAAGAGCCCCAUGGACCUGGCGAGGAUCGAGCGCAACCUGAGUGCCCAGCAGUACCAGUGCAAGGAGGAGUUGGUCGCUGACGUGAAGCUCAUGUUUGAGAACUGCCGUCAGUACAACGGCGAAAUCAGCGAGUACACACAGAUGGCCGAAAGCCUUGAGAGCGUGUUCGACCGCGCGAUGACGAAGCACUUCCCCGGAGAGAGCGGGGAGAGUGCAGACGAGGCCCUGAGGGGACCCUUGGGUCACCGCAACAAAAGGGGCGGCAGGAGGGGUCGCGGCGGCGUGCGCGGGGCCCGUGGGAGGGGCCGCAGGACCGUCGCCGCCCGGAGGGAGGAGGACUCUGAAAGCUCCGACUCCAGUUGGGAUGGUGAGGGGCCUCCCUCCGGCCCAUACCGCGACAGCGACGGCGCCAGGGGGCGCAGUGACGAGUCGGAGGAGCGCGCGAGGCGCUGGACCCGUGCGGCGCCUUCGCGUGACGGACACGGGAGAGGCGCGUAUGGGACGGAGCGGCCACGUGCCCACACGAAGCGCGAAAGGGAUGCCCUCAACUCCAGCAGCGAAGACACGCGCGGCUCUGAGUCAGAGUCGCGAUCGGCAUCCGAGUUGGAGGAGGAAGAGGAGGAGGCAAGGGCCGAGCCUGUCAAGCACGAGAGGGAAGCGUCUGUGGAGCACGGGGAUGUCUCGUCGCCAGGCAGGGAGCAGAGCAGGGCCGAGCUGCACCGCGGGGCUUCCCCCACCCUCCCCUCCGAGUGGACACCCACCCCAGUGAAGAAGCAGCCGCUGGUGGAUGGCGUGGGUGCGGAGGAAGUGAACGCUGCGCGACCCCGCAACCCCUACUACUCGCUCUCCAGACAGCAGCCAGCGGCGCCAGAGCCUCGGCCCUUCCCCUUGCCUACUUCCCCCGGCGCGAGCUCCGCUUCUGCCCUCCACCUACCACAAGGCCCGCAUUCCCAUCACACAAAUGGAUUUCCCAGCACUGGGCUUCACGGUCUGCACUCCCUGGCAGCCGCCUAUGCAAAAGUACCCAGAGGGGCGCCAUCGUCCUCGGGGCCCAACCCUCCAGCCCAAACGCCUGUCACCUCCCCACCCAGCCUUCGUGCCCCACAGGCCGACCACAUUCCCGCCCUCCCAUCCUCUAAUUCCUCCCUCCGCUCGGUGUGGCGCUCCUUUGGCUUCAGAGACGGCCCUCUCACACCCGAGAGGCGGGUUGGCCACAGCCUUCCUGUUGUGCCCCCUGCAGCAGUGGACCCUGGCAAUGCCAGAACCCCUCCAGAGGGGCCCUCGCAGCCCACCAUGCCUGCCUGUGCCGCUGGGAAGCCAACCGCGGCCGAGCGGCCGCAGAUGGAAGAAUCCACAUCUGUGCUGCCAAAACCAAAACCAAAACCCGGUGGUGAAGAUGAGCCGACUGAUUCUGGAAAAGCUGCCACAGAAGUAAACAGGAGAGAGGGGGUCGACGGCCACCUGCAUCAGCACAAGGGACGAUUGGGAGUGGAGGGCAGUGGCUUAGAGGGCCCUCGAUGUCAGCAGCGAGCACCUUCGGAGGAACCACCAUGGCCCAACAGGAAAUGGCCUUCGUUACAGACACCAUCGUCGGUCAUGCGCCACGACGAGACACAGAGGGCGCCGCUCCACCCACCACCCUUCCGGCACGCGGCAGCACCCUCCAUCUUGGAGAGCGGACGGUCGCCGCCUGUUCCGGGCAGGAUGGAGCUGGCGCCGUAUCCGCCGCUCUCUCCGUCAAUGGUCUCCACCACUACGCAGCGACCCCCAGGGGCUUCCAGCCCGAAGCCAUUCGUCCAUGGAGUGCCGCCGUUCCUGCAAGCUGCAUCCAGCAGCAACUCCUCGGGGAUAUCCGCUGAAGCGAAACCACGUGCCGACAGUUCGGAGGCCUUCCUCGAGUCCAGAACGUGUGACAACAGCAUUCUCGAUCAGUCCCAUGGCAGGAAUCCCCCCGAAUCCCCAUGCCCUAAUCCACACGUCACGGCCAUUACCCAUUCGUCAAAUGUGCCCUCCAGGGAGCUGCCUACCGCCCAUUUCUCAAGUGGUUCCUGGCUCAAAGUCUCUUCGACAAACCCAAUAGGCAGCCAGGGCGUGAGAAGUCUUCUGCUAGAAUGUCUGAAACCACCCCCGCAGCUCGGAUCCACGGUGGCGGAGGCUUCUCCUCGCGUGCCAAGCCUUGGUGCCUCAGGGGUACCUGGAGGUGGUGGCUUCAGCCAGGGCCUUGGCGAUGGGGAGGAUGCUGGCAACGAAAGAAGCAGCCUCGCUCCACAGCCGCCACCAACGCCGUCGCUGCUCCGUGCCGUUGAGACAACCCAAAGCUCUCCUAAUAUUGGGCCCUCGCAGCACAAAGUUGGGCAGCGCAAGCGAGACAAAGCUGGAAAGCACAAGGCUGUCGAGUCGGAGCUAGCAGGCUCUGGGAGAGAGGGGGAUGGUAAGAAGGAGGCGAAGAGAGAGGAGCGCAGUGACAGGGAAAGACUCAAAGCAGGGAGGAAGGCCAGGUUGUCCGGGAAGGACGAGUACCAGCGGCCAGAGCCUCGCAUUACUGACGUAAUGUUCAAGCAGAAGGAAAGCGGAGACUGCGCGGACGAGAGGGGAUGGGGUGAUAUCAACGGCAAGGCCGGUGCUUCGGCUGCACACAGCGGAGUCAGAAGCCAAGAGAGGUCGAAGGACACGGGUGCGGCAGGACAGACUAGAACGGGCGCCAGCGAUGUUGCCACCGCCCGGAACUCCGUGCUGCACAUGUUCUCCGACACACGACACGCUGCCAGCACUGUGAACGCCGUCUCUCCGGCCAGCAGCCAGCCGGCAGUGUCCUACGGCACUGCCUACGGCCUGCAGCAUGGCAUCGGCCACGGCUAUAGGAUGAGUCCGGUGCAGUACCAACAAGUGCAGUACCAGCAGCACCUCCUGGGGCAGAUGUCACGCCACCCCUUUUACCUGUACGAGCAGCACCGCCCAGCGCAGACCGGGCCUGCCCCCCCCCCCGUGAGCCUGGCCUCUGCCCACCCCCUUGGGUACCUGAGCCAGCACGUGCCCCCCAUGGAAGCGCAUGGGGAUCUGGGGAACAGGAUGCCCCUUGCCAUCAACAGGGAGGCUGACCCCUUGCUCUCCUACCCCCUGUCCUCCGCUAUGGCCUCCGCCGUGAGACUGGACUCCAGCAAGCAUCCGGCACAGGAGAGGGGAGUCAGUGACAAGGGGCCAGAGUUUGACAAACGCCGCGGGGAGAACGCUGGCUCGGAUGGCGGCGGCGUGGCCGCGGAGGAUGACGAGCGGCCCGACAGCCCCAAGCAGAUCCUGGACCUGGACAGCCACGCGGCACACACACGCUGGCAGAGGGCCAUGGCGGCUACCACAGCCCAAGCCGGCGUCUCAGCCAUCGCGUAUGGGCCCGCCGUUGUGGCGGCCAACAAGCAGGUGGCCCUCGGCCGCCCUCACCACGCGGCGGCUCACCGCCAGCCCGGGCCUUCGCCUCACCAGCACCCGCCUCAACGGGGGCCCGCACCGCCGCAGUUCUACGGGAGCCCGCCGUACGGCCACCUCCAUGCCCACCCGUCCCACCACCCCCACCAUCCCGGUUUGCACGUGGCCGGCGGGGCAUCCGGAAUGCCGGGCCCGCACUAUGGCAUGCUGAACCCCCCCCCCCACGUGGGGCCUGGCCAGCCGGGCUUGCCGCGGAUCCCCGUCUCAUACGGGCAGCCCACGGGGCGAGUGAGCGCAUUGGAGCAAGCGGACGGGCGCAUGGGCCAUCACCUCCGCAUGCUUAUGCAGCAGCAACAGCUGCCAGGGCACAGCCCAGUCAGGCACAGCAAGCAUGACCAGGGACUGCCGCACAGAGAGGUGGAGCGGGCGGUUGGUGGCUCCAUGGGGCCCGUGGCUCGCGGCGCGGCCCCCACCGCUCAGCCCUAAUGGUGAGCGGUGAGGAGUGACCCAAAGCGGCUGCGACAACACUGGAGUACAUAGGGGGGGUUGUUAACUGGGCAAGAUCUGCACGGGAAGACUCCACAAAGCAGCAACGGAGGCUAUGAGAAGACAGAAGCUCACUCUAGUUUGUCCUGACAUGGUGUCUCCCCGCAGCACCUCUCACGCACUCCCUCUGCUGCGUGCCCCAAAAUUCCUUGUUUUCUCAGGAAAAUUCUGACUGUGUAUAGUAGAGUGAAUUCGAGGUCACGCCACUGUCAUUUUUCCUCGAUGCUCUGCUACAAUUUCUUCAGGUAUCUCAUGUUGGUCCAAUAUUCCAUGAAACGUGCAUCUCGAGGUGAAAUAGCCCCUCGAGUGGUUGAUUAAGGGCAUUUUUACUGGCCAAUUGCCAUUGAUAUUUUGCCCAUGUGGCAGUAAUGCAAUGCUAGUCUAGUCUGUGGUAAACUAGCCGAGCAUUUGGCUGUGUGGACACCGUCCAGUAGCGUACGACAAGAGAAGAGUUGCCACUGUAGUUGUCAACGGUCCAUUGAAACCAGAUCAGUUGCAUGUCGGUGUCCUCCCAAGAUGCAGCAGCCCAGUAGCCCCUGCACUUCGACGCAGACUCAUAGACAGGACUCAUGUGCUCGACACAUCUCAGGAUCAUUGUACCGUCAUAUUUAAGCAAUAAGUGGUGUUGGGGCGACGGGAUUUUGUGCUGCCAUUACCAGCGGCACCCAGCAAAGGCCUUGACCAUCGCUAUCACAGAGUGAAGCUGUAGCUGGGCAUUUUGUAAUUUUAACAGCUGUCACCACGCAAACCUCUUAAGAUAUUUAAACAUUACAUGUUUGAGUCUGAGUAGAUUCUCAAGAAGGAAGCAAAGCCUUACAUGGGCAUCUUUGUCAAAAGGGACUCUUGAAUGUGUGUGUCCUUGUGCUACCGUUACUGAGGAGAACAAAUAGCGCCCACGGGUCUCUAUGCAAAGCCAGGGAGAGGUUGCAGGCCCUGCGCGACCAAGGGCCCUGGCGCAGGUGGCGCCGCGCGUCUCUGGCAGACAGUGGCCCUCACCCUUAGCGGCAGUGCCGCACUGGCGGUUUCCCGCUGACCAUUAUUUAAUAGAUGUAUUACAAUGACGAUAAUCCUUUACGAACAAACGUCCGUUUUUACAAGUAGCGCGUAGGACAGCAUCUGUGUGCCUCCUGUGAGGGGGCAUCCAGCUGUGAGUUGGCGUCCGCGUUCGGUCCCUGUUUUUAUCUCGGGUUAUCGUCGCUCAGGGACCCAGGGGCACAGCGUGCUCGGAGAAUAUGGCCAAGCAACGCUGAUGGUGAUGGGGCCACGCGGUGGCACUCUUGCCUGCGAACCCAUCCGGCAGCUUCGGGCCUCUGGAAAUGUGGCCACCAACAUGCGCUUUUCUGUCUCAACUUGUCCAGCGGAUUCUCUCGUGCGUCGUGGUUUAUGCAGGUGGCACGGUCCAGUAAUAUUAAUUCCUCACUCGAGUUAUGUGUUAUUUAUGCGGCAUGCAGAGGCAGCUGUGGUUUUAAUAUUUUUUUUUCCAAUUUCGGGAUCUCAUUCCCGAUGGUGUUACGAGCAUAAUAAAGUACAUAGCAGUGAGGCAGCAACUGGAAAGAUUAAGUCUUAGAGCUCCUUACAGGAUGACCACUCCAGAGUGCAUGUGUGUGAGCCUCAUGCUGGCUGUUAGCACACACAGCAUGAGGCUUUCUUUUGUGAUAAUUUUAAUGCAGUUUAGUCAACCUUAGUUUACUGUAAAAAAUGUCUUAAAUGCGAGAGGUUUCCUUAUGAAAUUCCUUAAAUUUUUGUAACAUAUGCCUUGUAACUACAAUAGACUGCAACGUGGAAAUAGGAGAGAGUCUCCACGUGAACUGACAAGUGUGGCGCAACUCGCCCUGGGUAGCCGGGUGGUGCACUGGUAACACUGGCGCCUCACAGAAAGGACCUGGGUUUGAUUCCCGACUUAGGUGCCUUUCUGUGUACAGUUUGUAUGCUCUCCCCAUGUUCUGCAUGGGUUUUCUCCGGGUUCCCCGGUUUCCUCCCAUAAUUUAAAAACCCAUACAAUGUAACUGGUAUUGCUGAAAUGUCACUUAACCACUGACUGUCGUGGCUAAAAAGCAAGAACAAAGACACAAUGGAAUUGUACAGAAAAAAACGAGUGACCGAUAACCUUGCAUAUAUUAACAAGCUUAGCCAUCUCCUUACCUCUAAAAAGAUGAGUCGAUGCUCUAGCUCCUUAACGCUAGCAGGUCUGUUUAACUCUAGCAGGUCUGUUUAACACGUAGAGUUUCACACCCAAUGUUAUGAUUUAUUAUUUGAGUCAGAUCACGGGGGUACAAUGCCCAUUUGUGUCGUACACCCUUCUUCACCCGACACAGACAAUGGGCGUCCCGGCCUUUUCUCAUGUGGCCCCUUUGGCUGUGAAAUUCACUUCUAUGAGAUAUUCAGUCUGCCGAGUCCCUCUUUAUUUAAAUCUUUCCUUAGGACCCAUUAUUUCUCAAAGGCAUUUUCACUUCACUAAUAAUCAUGUAUUUUCACCCAUGGGGUGUUCUCAUCACGAACAUGCAUGGCUGUUAUUAUGUUUUCACUAUUUGUUAAGUUAUUUAUGUUUAUGCUCCAUACAACACCUUGUCACCUCAGGGUGUAAGGUUCUUUACAAGUGUAAAUUAUUAUUAAACGUGCCAAUUUGUAUUGAAGAGCAGGUCCUCAACAUUUUACAAUUUUAUUCACAAUGUUGAGCGUUGUGGGUUGUUCUUCAAUACACCAUUGCACUGAAGUUAUAAAAAUAGGUGCGUUUGUUCAUGUGACAACUUUAUUUGGCAAUCGAUUGGAGGAGGGUGUACGACACACAUUAAUAUCACAAUCGUUGGAUCUGACCCAAAAUAUUCAAUUGUGAAUCUAACAAGUCUGGCCCUUGUUCUCGUCGCAGACCUCAGGCUAGCCUACCUUUCUAGGUCUUGGUUUGCACCGGGGGUCGAAGUAAGGCUGGACACAGUUCCACGCCGACCCGUGCCAUGGCCACUGCUGCUCGCGGAGCCUGGUUUCUCGGGUGACCCAAGUGCGACCACCGCUGUUCUACCUCACCCUGCGUCCACCCUCCCUAAUCCCUGCCCGCCAGGCUGUUUUGGUUUGGCAAGGUUAACUCGGGCUCAUGGACGUUUACAACGCAAGAAUGCGAUCGCUGACCGAGCCUGGCUGCGUGUGGACAGAACCACGGGUCACCUCAUCUCACGCGUCACUUCAUCAAGGGAGGGCGGGGGGGCGCAUCGGGCACAGUGUGUCGCUGAGCUGUUGUCUUUAACGAAGAGUGCUGUAGCGGUUACACUUGUCAGGAAUUUAGAAUGUUACAUGUAACUUUUCGUUUUAAACUGAUGUCAACUUUGCUUUGUCAAUUCGGUUAUGUGUUUGUAUGUCAGGGACGCUGUACAAUAAACCUUUAAUUAAGGCUGG